This is a messenger RNA of Postia placenta MAD-698-R-SB12, 426 nucleotides long. RefSeq lists its product as hypothetical. The record is from RefSeq and is a predicted model, not a curated record. NCBI's taxonomy places the organism in Eukaryota, Fungi, Basidiomycota, Agaricomycetes, Polyporales, Adustoporiaceae. Bases 1 to 426 code for a protein of 141 amino acids. The transcript has 3 exons.
AUGUCGUCUAUUCCAACUACUCAUCUGAGCCCUUGGCUGAGCUCGCUACGCAGUGUCGUUGACGAUUCUGACUCCGACCUGGACUCCCCGCCGGCUUCGGACUUGGGCAGCGAUAUCUUUGACGACCACUCGGGGCUUCUGUCUCUGCAGACGAGUACUGAUUUUGGUAUUUGGCCGAAUAGUACGGUUGAGGACUCGGAUGCUCUUUGGCGCUUCGUGCCGACCGGACUUCGGAAAAUCAUAACAGUUAGAACGGCGAAAACCGCUCGCUGCUUCGCAGUGGCGCACACGCAUGGGCUAGGCUGUGCACUUGGAGAAAAGCACCUGGACAAGACCGGACGCGAAACUCCCGCCGUGCUGGUGACCAGCUUCCACGUCCACAUUUCCGCGCACACUGUCAAUUUCCAUAUUCACAACCAUGCAUAG